CGCGGCAGAGCCGCACUGAACAUUUGUCCUCUCACACAACACAACAAACAACGUAAACCACGACUCUGCCUACAACAUGGCAGCCGGUAACCGCAAAGAACGGCGAGCAAAGGAAGCGAACAAAUCGACACCGCACCCUUUCGAUCCCUCCAUCGAACUUGACGAAGAGAGCGUCAAAAAUAUCUUGAAGCACCCAGACCGCGCUGGACCGAAGGGCAAGUCGUUAUUUGAGCUGGCAGAUGAGCGCCAGAGGGAACUUGAUGCGAGAAAACCAAAGAGCAAAAUCGUUGAGGUCCAAGCAGCCCUGAACGAGCCAGUUGGUGCUGUAGGGGAUGCCAUUCUCUACGCAGUCUCUAUGACCGCACUGCACCUGACGCUCGAUGUCAUCGUCUACAAUCAAUACCGCGAAGCCAUCCUCUGGAACGAGAUCUUCCAGCGUGCUGCUGCUGCGUCACCUAUAUUCGCCCUUCUGGUAUAUUUGACUCAUCUCGAACAACCAAAUCGAUUCCCUACCCUACGCAACUUGGCGUUUCUGACAGGCUCUAUCGCAGCUGGCUGCUACAUCAUAUGGUCGGCAAACACGAAGGGCUACUUCUACGUAAUGAAGGCAGCCCCUCCGGUCGGUGCCCUAUGGGUUUGGAGUGUCAUCGAGAUGAGUCUUCCAUAUGCUGCAGUCAAUGUCGUUGCCGUGGCCGCGUACAUCUGGUGGAACGAGUUCAACUUCUUCUAAAUCUCAAGAACCCGGGAACCCGCACAGACGAAACCGGUCUAGCACUACUGAUAGCGGGUCGCGCUGAAGUCGUUCAUGAUAGCAGGCAGCCAUCAUUCCAGGUGCAUGGUCGAUGUCACAGUUGGCGCGCAGUCCUUUGGACAUCGAGGAUCGCCGCCUGCUCA
Boeremia exigua is the source of this 894-nucleotide messenger RNA. RefSeq lists its product as uncharacterized. The record is from RefSeq and is a predicted model, not a curated record. The coding region runs from base 77 to 730 and encodes 217 amino acids. Lineage: Eukaryota; Fungi; Ascomycota; Dothideomycetes; Pleosporales; Didymellaceae. The transcript has a single exon.